Molecule: messenger RNA, 6185 nt
Organism: Sardina pilchardus (European sardine)
Lineage: Eukaryota; Metazoa; Chordata; Actinopteri; Clupeiformes; Clupeidae
Product: rab GTPase-activating protein 1
Exons: 27
Coding region: 172-3450 (1092 amino acids)
Source: RefSeq, a predicted model, not a curated record
CUCGGGGUUUGGUUUGUGUUUACAGCAGCUUGAGUUCUGUUGCUGGUUAGUGUAAUACGAUGUUAUGUCAACCAUCUUCGGAAUAAACGCACGUUGUGGACACAGGUGAUUUUACUCAUUUAAAAAAAAAACCUCAUUCAUGAAUGCGCCUGAAGGCUUGGUUUAGCAGUCAUGGAUGACAAGGCCUUGGUGGGGAAAAUUAGCGUGUCGUCCGACUCGGUGUCCACCCUCAACAGUGAGGACUUUGUGCUGGUGUCCCGGCUCGGGGACGACACGCCGUCCACUAAUAACGGUAGCGAUGACGAGAAAACAGGACUCAAGGUGAUUUCUGAGGAAGGGGUACGCUUGAAGAUUGUGGGGAACGGUAGUGAGCAGCAGCUGCAGAAGGAGCUGGAGGAUGUUCUGAUGGACCCGUCGGUUGCCGAGCUGGCGGGAGGGGGCGGAGACAUGGCCGCCGCAGGGGAUCAUGGGAACCCCGCCGCAAGGGAUCAUGGGAACCCCACCACCGCAGCUCCGCCCACUCCGCAGAGCUCCGCCUCUCCCAGCAGUGUUCCGCUCAGUGCUCCACCCAAACUGGAGAUGGUGCUGCCAGUCCAGACGUCUCAGGAGAGCCAACUGAACGAGCAGUCGUACAGAGACGAGUCGUCGGAGGCGAGCCCCUGCACCCCGGUGCCGGACGAGGACAGCGUGGUGUUCAGCAAGCUGACGUACGUGGGCUGUGCGUCGGUCAACGCCCCGCGCAGCGAGGUGGAGGCGCUGCGCAUGAUGAGCAUCCUCCGCAGCCAGUGCCAGCUCCCGCUCGACGUCACGCUCUCCGUGCCCGGGGUCUCAGAGGGCACCGUCAGGUUGCUGGACCCUCAGUCGAGCACAGAGAUCGCCAACUACCCCAUCUACAAGAUCCUGUUCUGUGUACGAGGCCACGACGGCACGGCGGAGAGCGACUGCUUCGCCUUCACCGAGAGCCACCACAACGCCGAGAUCUUCCGCAUCCACGUCUUCCGCUGCGAGAUCCAGGAGGCGGUCAGCCGGAUACUCUACAGUUUCGCCACGGCCUUCCGGCGGUCAGCCAAUAAGCCUCCACUGGCAGCGCAGGCCCCGCCCCUUACGCCAGAUAGCGAUGUCUUCACCUUCACCGUCAGCCUGGAGAUCAAGGAGGAUGAUGGGAAGGGAACCUUCAGUGCCGUAUCCAAAGACAAGGACAGGCAGAGCUUCAAGCUGCGCCCAGGCAUGGACAAGAAGAUCGUCAUCUACGUGCAGCAGACGUCCAACAAAGAGCUGGCCAUCGAGAGGUGUUUUGGCCUGUUGCUGAGUCCAGGCAAGAAUGUGAAGAACAGCGACAUGCACCUGCUCGACCUGGAAUCAAUGGGGAGGAGCUCAGAUGGGAAGUCCUACAUCAUCACGGGGAGCUGGAACCCCAACACUCCUCAGUUUCAGGCUGUCAAUGAGGAGACACCCAAAGAUAAGUUCAUGUACAUGACGACGGCGGUGGACCUGGUGAUCACGGAGGUGGAGGAGCCGGUGCGUUUCCUGCUGGAGACGCGGGUGAGGGUGUGCUCGCCCAGCGAGAGGCUCUUCUGGCCCUUCAGCAAGCGCUCCUACACCGAGACCUACUACCUGAAGCUCAAACAGAUGGAGCGGAAGGAGCGGAAGAGCAACACGGACACGCUGUACGAGGUGGUGAGCCUGGAGAGCGAGUCGGAGAGGGAGCGCAGGAAGACCACGGCCACGCCGAACCUCCCGCAGUCCGCCUCCAACGUGCCCUCCCCGCCCGAGGAUGAGGAGGAGGAAGAUAAUGACGAGCCCCUGUUGAGUGGCUCAGGGGACGUGUCUAAGGAGUGUGCUGAGAAGAUCCUGGAGACGUGGGGAGACCUGCUGUCUAAAUGGCACAUGAACCUAUCGGUGCGACCCAAGCAGCUCCCCGCCCUCGUUCGCAGUGGUGUUCCAGAAGCCCUCAGGGGCGAGGUGUGGCAGCUCCUCGCUGGUUGCCAUAACAACGACCACCAGGUGGAAGAGUACCGGACGCUCAUCACAAAAGAGUCUCCUCAGGACAGUGCCAUCACCAGAGACAUCAACCGCACAUUCCCAGCACACGACUACUUUAAGGACACAGGUGGCGACGGCCAAGACUCCCUGUACAAGAUCUGCAAGGCCUACUCGGUGUAUGAUCAGGAGAUUGGCUAUUGCCAGGGACAGUCGUUUCUGGCAGCUGUGCUUCUUCUACAUAUGCCAGAGGAGCAGGCCUUUAGCGUGCUGGUGAAGAUCAUGUUUGACUACGGCCUCAGGGACCUCUUCAAGCAGAACUUUGAGGAUCUGCACUGCAAGUUCUUCCAGCUCGAGAGACUCAUGCAGGAGUAUAUCCCAGACCUGUAUGCCCACUUCCUGAACGUGGGUCUGGAGGCGCACAUGUACGCGUCGCAGUGGUUUCUCACCCUGUUCACAGCCAAGUUCCCCCUCUACAUGGUGUUCCACAUCAUUGACCUGCUGCUCUGCGAGGGCAUCAGUGUGAUCUUCAACGUGGCGUUGGCCUUACUCAAGACGUCCAAGGACGACCUGCUCCAGACGGACUUUGAGGGCGCGCUGAAGUUCUUCCGGGUCCCAGUGCCAAAGCGCUACCGCUCUGAGGAGAACGCCAAGAAGCUGAUGGAGCUAGCCUGCAGCAUAAAGAUCAGCCAGAAGAAGUUGAAGAAGCAUGAGAAGGAGUACCACACCAUGAGGGAGCAGCAGGAGCAGCAGGAGGCCCCCAUCGAGAGAUACGAGAGGGAGAACAGGCGGCUGCAGGAGGCGAACAUGCGUCUGGAGCAGGAGAACGACGACCUGGCCCACGAGCUGGUCAGCAGCAAGAUCGCCCUGCGCAAGGACCUGGACAAUGCUGAAGAGAAAGCGGACGCUCUGAAUAAAGAGCUGCUGAUCACGAAGCAGAAGCUGGUGGACUCAGAGGAUGAGAAGAGGAGACUGGAGGAAGAAUCCGCACAGCUGAAGGAGAUGUGUCGAAGGGAGCUGGACAAAUCUGAAUCGGAGAUCAAGAAGAAUGGUUCCAUCAUCGGCGAGUACAAACAGAUUUGCUCACAGCUGAGCGAACGUCUGGAGAAGCAGCAGACGGCCAACCGUGGUGAACUGGAGAAGAUCCGGCUGAAGGUGCAGGGCUGUGAGAAGUGCAGUGGGCUCUUCAGUAAGGAGGGCCGUCUGAAGGUGGCGCCGGUGAGCAAGCCCGGAGUGGACGAAGACCCGGACGAGGAGAAGGAGGAUCUGCAGAACCAGCUCAGGGAGAUGGAGCUGGAGCUCGCCCAGACCAAACUACAGCUGGUGGAGGCAGAGUGCAAGAUCCAGGACCUUGAGCAUCACCUGGGCCUUGCUCUCAAUGAGGUGCAGGCGGCCAAGAAGACCUGGUUCAACCGCACACUGACCUCCAUUAAGACGGUGACCGGAGCCCAGGGCAAAGAGACCACCUAACCAAGAGCACAGAGAAUGCAAACACACAGGGAGGAGGGAGGGGACGAGGGAGAAUAAAAACACAACAGAAAAGAGACUGCUUUACCUCCCCUACCUAAACCCCCCCCCACCGACUCCCCCCGACUCCCCCCUUCCAUCUUUGGUCUGUAGAGCCUCCCUUCUCUACCAGACCAGGAGCAAUGAAAACCAACCAACCAACCACGUUUGCUUUCUUGUCUUUCUCUACAUCUUUUCUUUCCGUUCUUUAAUUGUUUUUUUUUUUUUUUAACAAAUGAACUUGUAUUGCUCGUAGUGGUCAGAUUGGGACUGGAAAUGAAAUUUCAAAAUUAACCAAACCAGUGAUCCGUUGGCGAUGCUGGAGAGAGCGAUUUAACUCCUGGAUCUUUAGACUACUGAUAUUUAACAGCGUUAUAGGAGGGAGGCCCGGGCUAUCUAGAGCACCUGUGCCACCUCACCUGGGAUCAUACACACUCCCUCAGCAGCACUACAGAUGCUGACCAGAUACACACACACACACACACACACACACACACACACACACACACACACACACACACACACACACACACACACACACACACACACACACACACACACACACACGUACGUCUCCAACUGAAGCAAAGGUACGAGCAUUAAAACACCCCCUCCUCACAGACUGUUUCCGUUUGAGUGAUGACGUUUUCAUUUCUUCUGACAUAACCGAAUGCGGGGUGUGUGUGUAUGCGUGUGAGAGUGAGAGAUGCAGAAGAAUGUAUAAAUGAGUGUUUUGUUUUUUUUUGGUUGUUAUUUUUGUUUUUAUUGUGAAGUUUGUGCUGUGGAAGAUGAAAGGAAAAAAAAAAAAAAGAAACAAACUAAUAUUUUUUUUUUGCUGACCGAGUCCGUUGGAGGGGAAAAAAAGUACUUUGAUGAAGCCUUGAAAUUGAAGUAAUGAGGUUGACCAGAGAACAGUGAAAGGAGAUCGAUGCCCACAAAGCAUUUUUAGCCAUCGCCAUAGCAGCAUCAGUAUGCCAUGGCUCCAUCAGUAGCAGACAGCACUCCAGAACUCUUAGCAUGGUUCCACGCCUCUGCUGUGGGUUCCAGGCCUCCCCCUCCUGACUGAACCCAGACAGCUGCACUGAUAUGGGGAAUAUACACAUCCACACACAACACACACACAUCCACACACACACAUUUCUUUGUCUCCUUUUGGAUGACCAAACAUCGUCCAGGGACAGCAAAUUUAAAAAUAGACAGCAGAUGUAAAAUAGCCUUUUUGAUUAUUUCUGGCGAAAUAACAGUUGUUUCUUUAUGUGCACUGUUCCUGUUAAAUAAACCUAAAUAGAUGAAUACAUCAAACGAUGAACAUAUACAGCAUAAUACCUGUACACUAGUCACAGGGGCAACCAUCUUGAGCUGUAAGGCUGUUCUACCUGUAUCUGCUGCGCUGAUCCACUGGCUUAGGAUGGCUGGAGAAGAGAUAGAACUAUUCUUACCACAGAUAGUGUAGAGAAGAUGGCGUGUGUGUGUGUGUGUGUGUGUGUGUGUGCGUGCGUGUGCGUGUGUGCGCGUGUUUGCAGAUUUAGAUCAUCUACAGCACUUAUUAGCCCGUGAUGGACAAAGACGUACUGAUGAAACUUAGACGAAUGGAGAAAAGAAGGAAGGCAGACAAGAGAGAAGGGUGUGUGUGUGUGUGUGUGUGUGUGUGUGAGAGAGAGAGAGUGAGUUAGUGAGUCCAAGUGUGUGUGUGUGUGUGAUUAUGGGUGCGUGUUAACUCUUGAGAACUGAAAAUGGGUGGGGAGGGAAGGUCGCUGCACCUUACACAUAUUUAUAAAGGGGUGGGGGGGGGAGAUCCAGCUUGCUUUGGAACCGACACCGUCAUCAGCGGCAGCACCUGUGCCUGAGAUGACUUACUCAGAGUUCUGUCCCUGAAGGCACUGUCGCCCGUCUUCAACUUGUACAUAAAAAGCCUAACAAAAGUUUUUUUUGUUUGUUUGUUUGUUUGUUUAUUUUGUAUUUCUACUCUCCUUGGUAACUGUACUAAUAUUGCCUAAUUGUACUGUGUCUAAAAAAAAGAGAGAUGAUGACUCUUUUUACUUUUUUUUUUUUUGCUCAACAGCAACAAGAGAAAAAAAAUGACGUUUUUUUUUCCGUCUCAUGUCAGAAACUGCUGUCGCAUCUAUUCCAUGCCAAAAUGUACCUUCACCCAACAUUACCAACGUGUGGACAUUGUACUAGUGUAGGUUGCAUUGUGUAUACAUCAAGAUUUCAAUAUAAAGCUAUGACCACCUGCCAUCUCAUUUGGUUCUUUUCUGUUUGAUGAGUGAUUGACAGGAACGAGUUACCUGUGGAGACUCAGGUGCUGUUAGCAGUAUAAUCAGUUCAUCUAAUUGCACAGACUCCUUGCUCAUGCAUAUGCAAUGGUUGGAAAAAGUUUCCAAUUUCAUGACCGUUAAAUAUCAGUGUGUUUACUGUUACGGUCUGGCUCUAUUCAUGGUUCAUUCACCCUAGAAAUGACUAAAAUUUCCUUAGGGAAAGGUGUCUCUAACACCACCUGAGCUAUCCACAGUUAAUAUCAUGAUCAAGUUUGGUAUCCUAAUCAUUUACAUUGCUUACAGCAAACAAUUGACCUUAAACAGACUACUAUCCCAAUCUCAGAUCUGAGUUUUACUUCUGAUAGCAGAUUCUUCCAUUACUCACUGUACUGUAAAGCAUAAUUCAUAUUUUAUUAGGAAUAAAACAUUAUUUAGGGUGGA